GAAUCGGUUGUAAUACGAUACAAAAGGAAGUUUAAAUUUCGUCUUUGGUAUAUACCAUAUACACCAUGAAUUCCAAGUAGUAAGAAUUCCAUAUGUAGAGUACAGCACAGUUCUGAAGAUGUGAAAUGCCAAGCACAACAUAGACAUGACGGACACGAAAGAUGUUGAUUCUAUAUGGAUGAAGUGUUCUGAUGAUGGUAAAACAAAACCAUGGUUUGUAAUAUCCGUAAUUGGAGAUACAACUAGUAUUGUUCCCAGCACUUGGGAGAAAUCAGGAUUCCAGAGUAGUUUGAUAGAUACAGCUAAAGGAGCAAAAGAAUGUUGGAUCUUUCACAAAGGCGGAAAAGGAAAGCUGAGUGAGACUGUAAAGAAAGCAGUAGAGAAUUAUAGGGUGAUGACAGGGCAGCGGAUUCCUGAUGAUGAUAGAACAAACAGAAUGAAACAUUUCGAUAUCUGGAAAAAUGUAAACAGAGCCAAUAUCAAACUUAUAGCUAUUCAGUCCACUGAAAAACGACCGUCUUCAAAUUCCAGUAUAGAAAGUGACAAAUUCGACAAACAUUUUGAGAUAGCAGAUGACAAAUUUGCAGAUGUUCAUACGAACCUGCUAAAGAAAAUUGGACAUGAAAGGGUGAAAAUUAUGAAACUGCAAAAGGAUCUCACUAUCAGGAUCCCAGUGAUAGUGAUUGUAGCAGAGGGAGAUAUAAAGACAAUCAGACAUGUAGAUCAGAUCCUGCAACAAGGAAUACCGGUAGUUAUAAUAAAAGGUUCUGGAAAGGCUGCAGAUGUUAUAUCAGAGUAUCUUAUAUACGGUGAGGAUGUAUUAAAGAGUACAGCACCACUUUUGCUCGGUACAUACACACAUCAAGAUGAUCUCAUGAAUAUUGAGUUAUUGAUGAAGAGUAUUCAACGUCAAAGUCAUAUGAUAUCUAUAUUUGACGUUAAAGAUCCAACGCAACGUUCUUUAUCAGACACUACUACAGAUGCAAUUUUACGAACAUGGUCUAUAGGGACAACAAACAAUAGUCUACCGAACACACCAAGUCCAAUAAACAUAGAUUCCAUUAAACAGACAGGAAACAGAUCCAGAAUUCAAAAUGAAAAAUACCCUAUACCAAACUUGAAAGAAAUCGCAAAUUUUGAGGAAACUGAACCAGAUAGUUCGACAGAAAAAUCGAAGAGAAGGUCAAAUUUUCUUACACCUAUGGUGAAUAAUCGGGACACAGACUGUCCGGUACCAUUAGCCGAAGAACUUGCAACCCCUUCUUUUUCCAGAUCAAAAACACUAAACCCAGUUGGAGUAAAGACAUGGUUAAACCCAUCAUCAUUUCCGUUAUAUUUUUUCAUUGCAUAUCAACUUAUUCAGCUGAAAUUUAAGGAAGACGAAAAAAUGUGUCGUGAGAAUUUAACCUACCUCUUAGAGAAAGCCAUCGAAGCAGACAAAUUAGACUACGUUACUGUCUUACUUCAAGAACACGAUGUUCAGUUUGAUACAAGAUGCUUCCCACAUCUCUACGAGGAGACAGUAAAAUGCAAACUUUGUGAACACGACUGUCAGCAUCUUUACUCCGUGAUUAAGAUGAAAGGUGGAUCAAAGAUGCUUUUUGAUGAACAUGAUGAAUAUGACGACGAUAAUGGUUCUUUGUGCAUAGAAGCUGCUCGAGGGAUUUGUGCAACAUUUCUUCAUUAUCCAAGAGUCCAUGGGGUGUAUAAACAAGCAAUUUUCCAUGAUUUAUUGAUAUGGUCAUUAUUUGCACAUAGACCAAAAUUGGCGACAAUGUUCUGGAGAGCAUGUGAUGAUCAGCUAUUGACAUCUCUGUUAGCAACUGGUAUCUUGAAGAAAAUGGCGUCCAGCGCAAAGGAAAACGCAGACCAGUCUGUCUUUGAGGAUCUAAUGGAACAUGCAAGAGCAUUUGAACGUCGAUCCUUGGAGAUGCAGUCCACUUUGUACAAAGAUCAUCCAAAGGAAGCUAUGGAAUUGAUGACCACAGAGGUCAGUGUCUGGGAUAUCCAUAUCAGCCCUCUGCAGUGUGCGUAUGACAACGAUCUAUAUGACUUUAUAGCUCACCCGUGUGCACAAAGAUGUCUGAAUAACAUAUGGUAUAACAAACUGGGCACUAAUUUCUGGGCCUCGAUAAAGAAAGGAUUUAGAUGGAGAAAAAUUGGCGGGAAAUUAGCAAUCUGCAGAUUCCUGGCAGCUCCAUUCACAAAGUUUGUAAUAAAUUAUAUGAUUUUUCUGGCAGCUCUUGUCAUAUAUAGCGCUUUUCUGCUAACGUCUAUAAAAAGAUACGAAGAAAUAACUUGGUAUGAAGAGUUUGUUUACGUCUGGAUGUUUGCAGAUAUAAUUGAGGAGUAUGUGGUUCCAAAAGUGAUGGGACGAGAUGCCAAUACAGAUAAUUGGUACAGAUUUGGGAGAUACAUAGGCGAUUUUUGGAACGUUUUGGAUACAAUAUCAUACAUAACAACAUUUAUAGCCAUUGGAUUGCGUUUCAUUGAUCUUAAGUGGGCAAGACGUAUAUACAGUUUCAGCUUGUUCAUGGUCUACAUGCGGUUUCUUCAUUUCGUCCUCAUUUAUAGGAAAGUUGGAGUCUAUGUAAUUUUGAUCAAAGAAAUGAUGAGAGACUUGGCUCGCUUUUUCGUCAUCUUGAUCGUGUUUAUGGUGGCAGUUGGCGUAAUGUACCAUGCAAAUAUGUACCCAAACCAUCCUGACAUGUGGUCAUCACAUGGAGUUGAUCACUGGAGAAUAUGGAGGAUAUUGAACCUUCCUUAUUGGCAAUUAUAUGGAGAAAUAUUAUUAGAUACAUUGCAAGAUGAAGUUAAUACCACGUCGUGUUCAAAAGACGUAUCAGACUAUGAAUAUAACACGAACAUAGAAGAAUGUGUUGAAUCUGAUUGGAUAAUUUUAGUUAUUGCUGCCUUCUACAUGUUGUUAUCAAACUUGUUAUUAGUCAAUCUUGUGAUUGCUUUGUUCAGUGCACGUUUUGAGAAAGUCAGAUCAAAUUCAGAGAAAAUCUGGCGGUAUAUACGAUAUUCUUACAUAAUGGAUUACAAAAUAAGACUCCCAGCGGGGUUGAAUCUUGUCCUCCGACCUCUGAUGGCGUUUCUAUGGAUCUGUGACAAAUGUAGGAACAAUAAAGUUGAUGAUGAAUCGAACAAACACAAGCAAGAAGUGAAGCAUGCAGCAUUGGAACAUAUAAGAACAUUACAGUCUAUGUGCGUUGAACGAUGUAUAUAGGCCAUUUCUUCUUCUGUGGUUUUGAUAUCAGGACAUUUUUUUAGUACUUUAGAUCAAGGAUUUGGGAAUUGGAUAUUAAUGUGAAAUUGAAAGUUUUAAGUUAGUGUCCAUCUAUAUAUGCAUAGGUGUUAUAUUUUACACUAAGAAAGUGUUGAUCUUAGCUAUUGACAAUAUUAUUUCAAAUCAAUAGUUCGGACAGAAGUUUUCUCUUAACGAUUAAAACCAUUUUAAUGUCAGCAAAGUACUAUUCCAAAAAAAAAAAUACAAUAAUAUAACUAGAGGCUCUUAAGAGCCUGUGUCGCUCACCUUGGUCUAUGUGCAUAUUAAACAAAGGACACAGAUGGAUUCAUGACAAAAUUGUGUUUUGGUGAUGGUGAUGUGUUUGUAGAUCUUACUUUAUUGAACAUUCUUGCUGCUUACAAUUAUCUCUUUCUAUAAUGAACUUGGCCCAGUAGUUACAGUGGAAAAUAUUUUGUAAAAAUUUACAAAAAUUUACAAAAUUUAUGAAAAUUGUAAAAAAUUGACUAUAAAGGGCAAUAACUCCUUAAGGGGUCAAUUGACAAUUUUGGUCAUGUUGACUUAUUUGUAGAUCUUACUUUGCUGUACAUUAUUGCUGUUUACAGUUUAUCUCUAUCUAUAAUAAUAUUCAAGAUAAUAACCAAAAGCUGCAAAAUUUUCUUAAAAUUACCAAUUCAGGGGCAGCAACCCACGUAGUGUUGCCUGAUUGGUCUGAAAACUUCAGGGCAGAUAGAUCUUGACCUAAUGAACAAUUUUAUCUUGUCAGAUUUGCUCUAAAUGCUUUGGUUUCAGAGAUAUAAGCCAAAAUCUACAUUUUACCCCUAUGUUCUAUUUUUAGCCAUGGCGGCCAUCUUGGUUGGUUGGCCGGAUCACCGGACACAUUUUUUAAACUAGAUACCCAAUGAUGAUUGUGGCCAAGUUUGGUCAAAUUUGGCCCAGUAGUUUCAGAGGAGAAGAUUUUUGUAAAAGAUUACAAAAAUUUACGAAAAAUGGUUAAAAAUUGACUAUAAAGGGCAAUAACUCCUUUGGUCAAGUUGACUUAUUUGUAAGAUCUUACUUUGCUUAACAUUAUUGCUGUUUACAGUUUAUCUCUAUCUAUAAUAAUAUUCAAGAUAAUAACCAAAAACGGCAAAAUUUCCUUAAAAUUACCCAUUCAGGGCAGCAACCCAACAACGGGUUGUCAGAUUCAUCUGAAAAUUUCAGGGCAGAUAGAUCUUGACCUGAUAAACAAUUUUACCCCAAUGUCAGAUUUGCUCUAAAUGCUUUGGUUUCAGAGAUAUAAGCCAAAAUCUACAUUUUACCCCUAUGUUCAAUUUUUAGCCAUGGCGGCCAUCUUGGUUGGUUGGCCGGGUCACCGGACACAUUUUUUAAACUAGAUACCCCAAUGAUGAUUGUGGCCAAGUUUGGUCAAAUUUGGCCCAGUAGUUUCAGAGGAGAAGAUUUUUGUAAAAGUUUACGGACGACGGACGCAGGAUGCAGGACGACGGACGACGGACGCCAAGUGAUGAGAAAAGCUCACUUGGCCCUUUGGGCCAGGUGAGCUAAAAAUGAAAGAUAUAUGAAAUACAUUUAUUUCUUUUAUUGAAAAUAAUGAUUACUUUGA
This is a messenger RNA of Mytilus californianus (California mussel), 4853 nucleotides long. RefSeq names its product transient receptor potential cation channel subfamily M member-like 2. The transcript has 21 exons. Gene Ontology annotation, biological process: monoatomic cation transmembrane transport. Gene Ontology annotation, cellular component: membrane. The record is from RefSeq and is a predicted model, not a curated record. NCBI's taxonomy places the organism in Eukaryota, Metazoa, Mollusca, Bivalvia, Mytilida, Mytilidae. Bases 146 to 3232 code for a protein of 1028 amino acids. Gene Ontology annotation, molecular function: monoatomic cation channel activity.